Spodoptera frugiperda (fall armyworm) is the source of this 2728-nucleotide messenger RNA. It is a transcript of the gene nAChRbeta2, whose product is annotated as acetylcholine receptor subunit beta-like 2. NCBI's taxonomy places the organism in Eukaryota, Metazoa, Arthropoda, Insecta, Lepidoptera, Noctuidae. The transcript has 12 exons. The coding region runs from base 72 to 1826 and encodes 584 amino acids. Gene Ontology annotation, molecular function: acetylcholine-gated monoatomic cation-selective channel activity; transmembrane signaling receptor activity. The record is from RefSeq and is a predicted model, not a curated record. Gene Ontology annotation, cellular component: synapse; postsynaptic membrane; neuron projection. Gene Ontology annotation, biological process: monoatomic ion transmembrane transport; regulation of membrane potential; signal transduction.
AAUUAAACUUGAACGUGGUCGUGGAGAGUAGCUGCCAGUCCGCGGCAUCAGUCGUUACUGACGCACCACGCAUGGCGUACGCGCGCACUGCUCUGUUCUACGCGUGCGCGUUGGCCGCGAACGCCGCGGCUUACGCUGCACCAGCCCUGCCCGCCAAAUCUGACAAUAAUAACAAAGGAGUGAAGAAAGUACAAGUGGAUACGAUCGUGGUGCGCAGAAUGCACAACGCGUAUUUCUACCCGUACAACCUGUGGCCUUUACCCAAGUAUAAUGCUAGAGGAGUCAAGCUACUUGAAGCGAAUCCAGAUGUAAAGCGUUUAUAUGACGACCUCCUAAGUAAUUACAACCGUCUAAUUCGACCAGUGACCAACGUCAGUGACAUACUGACUGUAAGACUUGGGCUAAAGCUGUCUCAACUCAUGGAAGUCAACUUGAAGAACCAGGUUAUGACAACCAACCUUUGGGUGGAACAAAAAUGGUACGACUACAAGCUGCAGUGGAAUCCUGAGGACUACGGAGGAGUAGAGAUGCUGUACGUGCCAUCAGAACACAUCUGGUUGCCAGAUAUCGUGCUUUACAAUAACUGGGAUGGAAAUUAUGAAGUGACACUGAUGACGAAGGCCACGUUGAAGUACACUGGAGAGGUGAACUGGAAGCCGCCAGCCAUCUACAAGUCCUCGUGUGAGAUCAACGUGGAGUACUUCCCGUUUGAUGAGCAGACCUGCUUCAUGAAGUUCGGAUCCUGGACUUAUAAUGGAGCACAGGUAGAUCUAAAGCAUAUGGAUCAGUCGCCAGGCAGCAGUUUGGUGCACGUCGGUAUUGAUUUGAGCGAGUUCUACCUCUCAGUCGAAUGGGAUAUUUUGGAAGUACCAGCUACCAGGAAUGAAGAAUAUUACCCUUGCUGUCCAGAGCCGUUUUCAGAUAUAACAUUCAAGCUGACAAUGCGACGAAAGACAUUGUUUUACACAGUGAAUCUGAUUAUACCAUGCGUUGGUCUUACGUUCCUGACUGUGCUUGUCUUCUACCUACCUUCAGACUCUGGUGAAAAGAUAUCGCUCUGCAUCUCCAUCCUGGUGUCCCUCACUGUGUUCUUCCUUGGUCUGGCUGAGAUCAUUCCGCCAACAUCCCUGGCAAUCCCCUUGCUUGGGAAAUAUCUACUAUUCACGAUGAUACUCGUCUCGCUCAGCGUUUGGGUGACUGUUUGCAUACUUAACGUGCAUUUCAGGUCUCCAUCAACGCACACGAUGUCUCCUUGGAUGAAGAAACUGUUCCUCCAGUUGAUGCCGAAACUCCUCAUGAUGAGGAGAACCAAGUAUUCUCUACCAGAUUACGAUGAUACCUUCGUGUCCAAUGGCUACACUAAUGAACUGGAAAUGAGCAGGGACAGUUUAACGGAUGCCUUCGGGGAUUCCAAGGAUAAUGGUGAUUAUCGUAAAUCACCAGCUCCAGAAGAUGACAUGCUGUCUGCUGGAGGUGCUCAUCAAAGACCUUCAGUGACUGAAUCCGAGAACAUGUUGCCGCGUCACCUCUCGCCAGAAGUAGCUGCCGCAUUGAAGAGUGUCCGCUUCAUAGCGCAGCACAUUAAGGAUGCUGACAAAGAUAAUGAGGUGGUUGAAGACUGGAAAUUCAUGUCGAUGGUGCUGGAUCGGUUCUUCCUAUGGCUAUUCACCAUCGCUUGCUUCGUCGGCACCUUUGGCAUCAUCUUCCAAUCACCUUCACUCUACGAUACCAGGGUACCAGUAGACCAGCAGAUCUCUUCCAUACCUAUGAAAAAGAACAACUUCUUCUAUCCUAAAGAUAUUGAAACUAUUGGUAUUAUCAGUUAAAUGAUAAAAAGGUUUAAAUAGCGUAGAUUGAUUAAUGAUUUGUAAAGGUAAACGUCCAGCACACGCAUCGUACGCAUCGCACGCAACGGAUUUUAGUUUGUCUUGUAUAGAAACUCAUUUAACUGCGUUCACUGAUUCGCAUCGGACUUCAAUCCGUUUGAAGCGAUCCGUCCGAUGCGUACGAUGCGGACCUUUGGACGCUUACUAUUAUGGAAACAUCGUCAAUGUCUGUAGUCUCAAUUGUAGAAUAACAUCCUUACAUUUUAUGUUAUCCUAGUCACUUCCGAUUCGUUUUCUUAUUCAAUCCCACUUUAAUAUACAAGGAAAUAUAAGUAUUAACUCGUUAAGAAACUGGAUAUGAUUUGAUUGGAAAAUUGACUUUCCUGGGCACAUACUUGUGUUCUUCAAGGCAGAGCAAAAUCGUACACGUGCCAUACUUCGACACGUGUAAAACUUACGUCUUUUUAUAUAGACGUACAACGUGUAUCAAUGAAUUACGCCCGUACAUUGAAUAUUUUGCUCUGACUUUGAAACGUUAUUGUGAAAAGUGCUUUUUCUAAAUGAAAAUUGAGUCCUUUUUGCAACGUUAAAGCUAAGCGUGGAGGCAGUAUGGACUAUGGUACACUUUUUAACAUAAUCAUAUAUGUAAAUUGAAAUCUGAUUUUAAUAAAAAAAAAAUAGUGUAUAAAUAUGAUGGCUUUAUCUUGUCCCAUAUUCGAUCAUCUUGCUCACUUACAAUAUAUUUGACAUAAGUGUACAAUAUAUUUUAACUUAAAUAAUAAUUUAAAAUAAGUAGCACAAUUAAAUAAUAAAAAUAAAUAAUAAUUUAAUUAAUAAUAGAAUAUAGAUUUUUUUUUAUUUAAAAUAUUUGUUGGGUUUAAAAAAGUAGGUAAUAUUUAUUA